AGCGAAGUCUCGCUCCCUCGCGCAUUGGCAGAGAACGCGUUAGACUUUCGAACGCAGUACGUACGCGAGCGUGUAUGUCUCAAUUAUUGAUGCAAAAGUUCCACGAUGGUUGACCAUAACGAGAGAUUGUUACAGGAGUUACAAACGAAAAGUGGGAACAAUGUUUGUGCCGAUUGUGGAGCCGACGACCCUGACUGGGCUUCAUAUAACCUGGGCAUCUUCAUCUGCAUGCGAUGCGCCUCGAUCCACCGAGGCAUGGGCGCUCACAUCAGCAAAGUCAAACACCUCAAACUGGACCGAUGGGAAGACUCACAAGUUCAGAGGAUGAGAGAUAUCGGCAACAUCGUAGCAAAGAACAAGUAUGAGGAACGCGUGCCACCCUGCUACAGGAGGCCUACGAAGAACGACCCACAAGUUUUGAUCGAGCAAUGGAUCCGCGCGAAGUACGAACGCGAAGAGUUCUGCCAUCCAGAACGGCAGAGCUACCUCUCGGGCUCCAUGGAGGGGUUCCUCAUGAAGAGGGGGAAAGAAGACAACCGCUACCAGCUCAGGAAGUUUGUACUCAAUGAGAGCGAGGACACACUCAAGUACCACGUAAAAGAAAACAAAGAGCCAAAGGGAAUUCUAAAGCUGUCAGAACUGAACGUCGCAUUUGCCCCCUCUAAAAUCGGACAGAUGAACUCCAUGCAACUCACAUUUAUGAAGGACGGUUCCACCAGACAUAUAUACGUUUACCACGAGGACCCAGAAGUGAUCAACUGUUGGUAUAUGGCAAUACGCUGUGCCAAGCUCCACCUCCUCCAAGUCGCGUUCCCCUCAACCCCACAGUCAGACCUCAUCCUCCGCCUGCCCAAGGACUUCGCCAGAGAAGGCUGGCUCUGGAAGACUGGACCUCGGUCCUCAGACGCCCAUAGACGACGCUGGUUCACACUGGAUCAGAGGAAGCUUAUGUAUCACGAUGAGCCUUUGGACGCUUAUCCGAAAGGAGAGAUAUUUAUUGGUCACGAAUCCAACGGCUACUGCAUCAAAGUCUCCAACACCGGCAACGGUUGCAAAGAAGCUCGUUUCUCCUUCCAACUGGUGACGCCAGAGCGGACUUACUGCCUAGCGGCCAUCUCACAUGAGGAACGUGCUGGAUGGCUGGUCGUGCUACAGAAGGCGAUCAAACGGCCGCUUUCACCUCAGGAUUCCACUAUUGAGGCGACCCUUGUCCGCAAGCGCACGACGUCAAACUCCACGAUGAGCAUAUUCUCAGGAAGGUAGUCGCACUGUCCACUCUUAUGCCAUAGUCGUAAGAGGGACCGAUGCCGCACAUUUCCAACUAAGACUAUUCCCCGUUCCGUACGAACCUGGAAUAUUUUCAAUCUUUUCUAAAUCCUUAAAUGAAUAUUUUAGUGUAAGUUUGAUAACAAAAUAUUUAUUUGAUUUUAUAGAAUUUAACAAUACAUUUUAUAAUUGUUAUUGUUUU
Messenger RNA from Leguminivora glycinivorella, 1468 nucleotides. Its product is annotated as arf-GAP with dual PH domain-containing protein 1-like. Gene Ontology annotation, molecular function: GTPase activator activity; phosphatidylinositol bisphosphate binding. Gene Ontology annotation, cellular component: intracellular membrane-bounded organelle; plasma membrane. Bases 106 to 1263 code for a protein of 385 amino acids. Gene Ontology annotation, biological process: positive regulation of GTPase activity. The transcript is spliced from 7 exons. NCBI's taxonomy places the organism in Eukaryota, Metazoa, Arthropoda, Insecta, Lepidoptera, Tortricidae. The record is from RefSeq and is a predicted model, not a curated record.